CCGUCUCUUCUCACAUUACUAACCUAUCUAUUAUGAAUGCUGCUGCCAGACUCAUCCACCUUACUAACCGUUCUGUAUCUGCCACCCCUCUCUGCCAAUCCCUCCACUGGUCUCCAUUCAGUGUCCUCCAUCCCUCUCUGCCAAUCCCUCCACUGACCUCCAUUCAGUGUCCCCCACCCCUCUCUGCCAAUCCCUCCACUGGUCUCCAUUCAGUGUCCUCCACCCCUCUCUUCCAAUCCCUGCACUGACCUCCAUUCAGUGUCCUCCACCCCUCUCUGCCAAUCCCUGCACUGACCUCCACUCAGUGUCCUCCACCCCCUCUCUGCCAAUCCUUCCACUGACCUACACUCA
Staurois parvus is the source of this 351-nucleotide messenger RNA. The record is from the annotation of a GenBank genome assembly. NCBI's taxonomy places the organism in Eukaryota, Metazoa, Chordata, Amphibia, Anura, Ranidae.